AUGUCCAAAGAAUCCACGAGCACGAACGGGGGAGUCCAUGUCACGACCGAGAUGCUGAUGCAUGCGAGCAAGACGACGUUGGCAAAGGGCGAGUCCACGGAGCAUUACCUCCACCGCAUCACGCACCUCACUCUCAACAACAAGAAGCUGACUAGCAUGACCAACUUGCACCGAUGUACCAACGUCAAGGUUGUACUGUACAUGUACGACAACAAGAUCGCAAGCAUCGACGCGACUCUAUCAUCGCUUCGGCACUUGACGCACGUCCAUCUCCAGCGCAAUCGCAUCUCAAAGAUCGAGCACUUCGACGCCCUCGUCCACCUCGAGAAACUGUAUUUGGACGGCAAUCAAAUAUCCCGCCUUGAAGGCCUGGCCAACUGCACGUCGCUGCAAGAGCUGCACUUGUCCAACCAGGUGGCGGCACCUUCCUCGGGCGACGAGUUUACGUUUGACGAGGAUUCGAUCAUGACGUUGCGGCAUUCCCUGCGCAUCUUGCAUGCGGCCAACUGCAACAUCCGCAACCCCGCACCGAUCCAAGCGCUCGGCCGCCUCGAGUUGUUGGAUCUGUCGCGGAACCACAUUCGUGGCGUCGACGCGGUGUAUGGCCUCGUCGGCAACUUGCGUCGGUUGAAAGACUUGAAUUUGACCAACAACCACGUGAAUGCAACCCCCAAGUACCGCGACAACACGAUCAUAUUCUCCCAUGCGAGCUUGGCUGUCCUGGACACCAAGCCCAUCGACGCCAACCAGCGCGCGACCAUGCAAUCCCACAUGGCGUUCAAACACAAAAAACGCCUCGCCACGGCAUCGUCCAUCAAGACCAAGAUCGACGCGUUCCAAGUCCACGGCAGCAACACGUGGGUCGGCGGGUCUCCGAACCAAGACCAGUGA
Aphanomyces invadans is the source of this 891-nucleotide messenger RNA. RefSeq lists its product as hypothetical. Lineage: Eukaryota; Oomycota; Saprolegniomycetes; Saprolegniales; Verrucalvaceae. The record is from RefSeq and is a predicted model, not a curated record. The coding region runs from base 1 to 891 and encodes 296 amino acids. The transcript is spliced from 7 exons. Gene Ontology annotation, molecular function: protein binding.